Molecule: messenger RNA, 735 nt
Organism: Trichosporon asahii var. asahii CBS 2479
Lineage: Eukaryota; Fungi; Basidiomycota; Tremellomycetes; Trichosporonales; Trichosporonaceae
Product: ribosomal protein
Exons: 2
Coding region: 1-735 (244 amino acids)
Biological process (GO): nuclear-transcribed mRNA catabolic process; rRNA processing; ribosomal large subunit assembly
Cellular component (GO): nucleolus; preribosome, large subunit precursor
Molecular function (GO): RNA binding
Source: RefSeq, a predicted model, not a curated record
AUGCCGAAGUCAAAACGUCAGCGCGUGACGACGCUCUCGAAGACGCCGAUCCGGACGACGAAGGCGUCGAAGGCAGCGCUCGUGAACGAGAUCCAAAAGGCGAUCGACGAGUACGACCACGUCUUCCUGUUCUCGGUCGGCGACAUGCGGAACGAGGGCCUGAAGGAGGUCCGGCAGCAGUGGCGCGGCACUGGACGUAUGUUCUUCGGCAAGACGCGCGUCAUGGCCAAGGCGCUCGGCAUCAACGACGAGACGGAGUACGAGGAGGGGCUGGGCCAGCUCGGCCGCCGGCUCAAGGGCCCCGUCGGACUGUUCCUCACGUCGCACCCCGUCGAGGACACGAAGGAGUGGUUCGACACCUGGGUCAAGAAGGAGUAUGCCCGCCAGGGCAACCCUGCCACUGAGACCAUCACGCUCCCCAAGGGCCCCCUCCUUACGCCGUACUCGGCGGACGGGAGCGGCGACCCCCUCCCCCACUCAAUGGACCCGCAGCUUCGCCAGCUCGGCCUCGACACGCUCCUCGUCAAGGGCGUUCCGUCCCUGCGCGAGGAGACUGUGCUCUGCAAGGAGGGCGAGAAGCUCAGCUCCGAGAAGUGCCGUAUCCUGAAGCUGCUUGCUAUCCAGAUGGCCGAGUUCAAGAUCCACCUCGGAUCACACUGGAGCAAGGGCACCGGCUUUGUCGAGGGCAAGGAGCUCGACGCAGAGGGCGAGGGAAUGGACGAGGACGACGACUAG